UGCUCUGCUAGACUAUAUAGACUAUAGAUCUAGACUCUAGAGCUAUAUUAAUGCUAGUAGAUCUAGUCUAGAUGUAGAUAUAAUUUUAGAUCUAGAAUAGAGAUCUAGCUCUAUCUAGUUAAGGCACUAGACUUCAAUAGUCUACACUCUACACUGAUUUGACUGAGCACUCAAGAUACAUGUUGCCUUGGUGUAAGGUGGGUUGAGCAAGUAUAAACUACACAGUAAUGAAUAAAAGAGUCUCCUGCUUUAAAUCAUGUCUGAAAUGGAAGAGAAAUGCUUCAAAGAAGAAAAGGAUAUUAAAAAAGAAAUUGUGCCAGCUUGGGAACCUGCAGAAAUCCUUUCAAGCAAACUCAAAUUACGUAGGCAAAGUGUUUUUAAUGUCAUCAAGCUUUUAGAUGAUGGAGCAACUAUUCCUUUUAUUGCCAGAUAUCGUAAGGAGCAGACGGACAACAUGGAGCCUGAUUUGCUCAGAGAGGUUGCAACAGGACUAGAAGAAUUAAGAACUGUAGAAAGUAAAAUUCAAAGUGUCUACAAGUCAAUAGAGAAAAUGGGGAAAAUGAAUGAAGAGCUGGAAACAAGUCUCAUUUGUUCCACAUCCAUCCUGGACAUUGAAUCUAUUUAUGCGCCCUUCAAACCUGGCCACAAAGGAACAUAUGCAGAAAGGGCAAGAGCAUUAGGCCUGGAAGAAAUGGCACAGGAUGUUUUAAAUGGCAGACAUUUUGAUGUGAGGCAAGCUCUUGAUCCUUGUCAAAAAGGUCUUGAGAAUGAGAAGUCCAUUGAGAAAGGCCUCAUGCACAUCAUUGCUGACAUUGUGUCUAAAAAUAAGGACCUGAUGGAUGAAGCAAGAAACAUCUGUGAAAGAUGCACUAUAAUGUUAGAGAGUUCAAAAGCUAAGGAGAAAACCAAUAAGGAGAAAGUCCCUAAAGACAAAAAGAAAAAAGAAGCUGGUUUAUUAUCACCCAGGAAGUUAAAGGCCAAAGCUGAUGAAAAUGUUCACAAAUUUACACAAUUUUUUGAUUAUAAAAUGCCUUCUCAAAAUUUAAAACCACAUCAGAUUUUGGCCAUUAACCGAGGAGAAGAUUUGAAACUUCUGACUGUCAAAAUUUCAAUACCUGAAGCAGCCAAGAAAAUGUUUGUCAAUUUUGCUUUGUCCAAGUUGUUAAGGAAUGUUUACAAAUUAGAAAACCAGAAUCUGAUCACUAAAGCUGUGGAUGAUGCUUAUGACAGGCUCAUUGAGCCCAUGUUGAGUAGGAAUAUAAGAGCAGAGUUAACCAAGAGUGCAGAGAAAGCCUCCAUUGCAGUGUUUGUUGCCAAUUUAAAGAGAUUGUUGUUAGCUCCUCCAGUGAAGAGUAAAACUAUCCUCGGCAUAGACCCAGGCUUUACCAAUGGAUGUAAGGUAGCAGUCAUUUCCUCCACUGGUGUCAUACUGGAGACAGCAGUUAUCUACCUUCAUGACACUAGGUCUAAUAAACACGUAGAAAGAAACAGAGUCGCUUCUCUUGUUCGUUCACAUAGGGUAGACAUCAUCACCAUUGGCAAUGGCGUCGCUUGUCGAGAAACUGAACAGGUUAUUGCCGACAUGAUUAAAAAUAGAUAUUUUCAGCCUCUCUCUAUAGUCUAUUGUAUUGUAGAUGAAUGUGGGGCUUCUAUAUACAGUAUAUCAGAAGAGGCUGCAAAAGAAAUGCCAGACCUUGACCCCACUCUCAGAGGAGCAGUAUCAAUUGCUCGCAGGCUUCAAGAUCCACUUGCUGAGUUGGUCAAGAUAGAGCCUAAACAUCUUGGUGUUGGCAUGUAUCAGCAUGACGUGAAUAAAACAAAGUUACAAGCUGCUUUGAAGUCAGUUGUGGAGGAAUGUGUCAGUUUUGUUGGAGUAGACCUCAAUACUUGUAGUGAAUGCCUGUUAAGGAGUGUAGCAGGCUUGAAUGUUGCAAAAGCCAAAAAGAUCAUUGAAUGGAGGACAUUAAAUGGACAUUUCAUCAAUAGAAAUCAGUUGCUUAGUAUCAAAGGUCUUGGAGCUAAAGGCUUUGAGCAAUGUGCUGGAUUUGUCCGUAUUUGCAGACUCAAGGAUUCUGAAUCUCAGAGUGAUGUUAAAGAUGAGGUGAAAGAGGAAAUCAUUGCAAUACAAGAAGAGGAGCCAAAGAAAGGGAGAAAGAGAAAGGCAGAGAACUCUUCUGGAAAAGGAAAAGCCAAAAAAAAGAAAGCUGAUGACAAUACAUGGAACCCUCUUGAUGCUACCUCAAUUCACCCAGAGUCAUAUGAGAUAGCACACAUGUUAGCUUCCUAUUUAAAUGUUGACCUUGCAUACAUUGGAACACCUGAUUUCAUCAGUAAGGUCAAGGAGAGAGCAUCAGACAAAAACUUGCAUGCAUUUUGUCUUGAAAAGUCAACUGGCCUGGCCACAGUGAUGCUCAUAGCUGAUGCCCUCAAACAGCCUCUAGCUUAUGACAUGAGAGAAAGUUUCCAAAAACCUUUGUUUAAACAAGAGAUUCAAAGUAUAAAUGACCUCCACCUUGGCUCACAAUUAACAGGUCGGGUCACAAAUGUCACUCAUUUUGGAGCCUUUGUGGACAUUGGUGUGGGUAUGAAUGGUUUGAUACACACAAGCAAGAUGGGGUCUAAUAGAGCAAUAGGAGUCGGUGACCAUGUGGAAGUCAAAGUCCAGAAUCUUGAUGUCGCUAAUGGUAGAAUAAGUUUGUUCUUGUCUAAAGUGUUAUAGCAAUAAAAGGCUAACACCAGUUUAUUUGUGAUCUAUUCAUUGGACUGAUGUGUGACACAGCAUGAAGAGUUUGUAAUAUGUACAUUUUCUCCUUUUUAUCAACCCAAACAAAGUGAAGUCUUCUUGUCUUCAUAUUGAACUCGUAUUGAAUGAUUCCCAAAGUUUUGUUUAGCUCUUGUCAUGAUUUCAUUAAGCUCUGUCAAUGGAGAGAUCACAGUGCUCGCCCAUUCAGUCCUACAUUGAAAAUUGUGUAUCCAUUAACUUGUAUAACUUUAGACCUAAACCAGAUCUUUUCUUAAAAAUUAGAAAUCUUAUUUUUUUGAAUGACAGACAUUCCUUCCUAAGAGAAGAUAUUAAAUAAAUUAUCCUGACCUAUGUAUCUCCGCAAGGUGUGUUGUUUUUUAUUUUUGUACAGUGGUCUUAAAAUAUAUUUUUUUUGUUAACAUCACAUCUAAAAGUAAAUUUCUGCACAAACAUGAUAAAAUAAAAUUUAAAAAAAAAAACUUAAAAUUUGUGUUGAUUAGUAUAGGGCUCAACAUUUGUGUUAAAAUAUUUUUUUUAAUGUUAACAUUAACAAAAUAAUAUGUAAAAAAGUCCAAAAUUGAGCCACUAUGGUUUUAUAUCAUUUAUAGAAAUUUCCAGAAUAGUAAUACAAACAUGGGCUGAACAAUAUGAUGUUCAUUGGUCAGUAUCCUAGAAUUUACUGUUUGACUCCACCUAAUCACCCCCUUCUCUGACUGCAAUAAUGGCUAGCCAGUUUUAUUAUUCUUUACAUUCCUCAAUUCAUUUUUUGUAAUCUCAGUUUUUAUUGUAACUUUUAUUCUGAUUAAAUAUUUUUUUUUUGUUUCAUUUUGAUCUCAUUUUGUUGUUCAAUGCCAGAACCUACAAAAUAGUUGCUCAGAGCAACUACAAGUAAUGGUGCAAUGUAUUUUGAAAAUGAUAAUUACUACAAUACACAACUUAUAAAUAAUGUGGGAAAAUGUCAUAACUUGAUUUUGAAUGUUAAUAAAGACGUGUUCAUGAACCUAAGAAACCUUAUUACUAUUU
Messenger RNA from Biomphalaria glabrata, 3766 nucleotides. Its product is annotated as S1 RNA-binding domain-containing protein 1-like. Gene Ontology annotation, biological process: nucleobase-containing compound metabolic process; translation. The transcript has 18 exons. Gene Ontology annotation, molecular function: structural constituent of ribosome; mRNA binding. The record is from RefSeq and is a predicted model, not a curated record. The coding region runs from base 257 to 2719 and encodes 820 amino acids. Lineage: Eukaryota; Metazoa; Mollusca; Gastropoda; Planorbidae.